Molecule: messenger RNA, 522 nt
Organism: Penicillium oxalicum
Lineage: Eukaryota; Fungi; Ascomycota; Eurotiomycetes; Eurotiales; Aspergillaceae
Exons: 1
Coding region: 1-522 (173 amino acids)
Source: RefSeq, a predicted model, not a curated record
AUGCACUUGGCAUUGACUGAGAACACGUACAAUUCUGCAAUUGUUGAUCAGUCUCCGUUCGAAUCAUCAGAGGUCACCCCCACGAGGAUUGCUGCCUCCAAUUUCAUGGAUGUAGAAUUCUGCUCGCUUCUAGCGAGCCCGGUAUUGCGAUCGCUGAGUCUGUUGACCAUGGAUGGCUCACGUUCGCCACUUCGGACAGACGCUCCAUGGAACCUGGCCACUAGAUUAACUGCCUUCUCGAUCACGUUGGCUUACAAGCUGUCCACCGCAAUCGAAAAUGGAUUCAAAUUCGAAUCACCUUCCGUGCUGCAUUCCUUGAAUAUCGGCAGAUGUAGCUUCACCAAGUGCCUGGUGUUUUUUGAACCUUGUGGGCUUGCCUUGCCCUACGGCCGUUUGAGAGACGCUCGAACCCUCGUAAACAAUGAAAACACCCUUCAAAAUAAAUCUGGGAGCACAACUGGGAGCACGAUGGCUGUCAUUUACCCUUUGAUGUGGUGGCGUCCCUCAUACCGCCCUCAGUGA